Molecule: messenger RNA, 1706 nt
Organism: Bicyclus anynana (squinting bush brown)
Lineage: Eukaryota; Metazoa; Arthropoda; Insecta; Lepidoptera; Nymphalidae
Exons: 6
Coding region: 51-1526 (491 amino acids)
Biological process (GO): proteolysis
Molecular function (GO): serine-type endopeptidase activity
Source: RefSeq, a predicted model, not a curated record
UGCACAAAGUGCUCACGUUUUUAUGUGCAUAUUAAAAUAAUUCAUAAAAAAUGAGAUACGUACGAUUAGAGAUUAUUUUUAUAGCAAUACUGGCAGUGAGUACGGUGAAAAGUGAAUGUGUUACGUAUGUAGAAUGUCUGGGCUCAUUUUUUGGUAGCUUUUUCUCCAAUCACAAGAGUUUUGUAACAGAAACGCAAGUUGGUAAUGUUACUGUCCCUGGUUUUGAAACUGUGAAGGUUGGCGAUGAAGAUCUGAAUAAUCUUUUGUCGGGUGUAUCUGAUUUUGUAAAAAAAGAAUUGGAUGGGAAUAUAAAUUUUGGUCCACAGUUAAAUAUUUUUCAAAAUAUUGGUAAUAAUACUGCAAUAUUUGUUAAGUCUAUAACAAUUAACAACAAUUUUGGAGAUCAUAAUCAUGGAAGUACUUUUAAAAAUAUGUCUUUGAAAGAAACUAUUCAAGAAAGAUUACCUACGGACACGCUUGAUGCUUUAAGUUUUACUACUUCAAAUCCUUUCUCUAGUAAUAUAACAUCUAUCAACGAAUUGUUAAUUGAUAAAUUAAAAAAUAAAGUAAAAGAAAAUGAAAUAUUAGAUGCCGUAGAUCCUCUUGAAUUGUAUGAUGAAAUGGAUAACGAUGAUAAUAGUACAGAUUAUCUACACAUUGAUUACUUGGAAAUGUAUAAAGAUACCACAAACGAAUAUACAGAUAUUAAACCAACAGAAUCAACAACAGAUACUUAUAAGUUUAAUAACUAUAUAACAGAAAACAGCAGUCAGCGUCUUGAUGUAAUUACAUUUGAGACUUUUAUGAACAAUAGCAGUAUUACCGUAGAGAAUACAAGUGAUUGCAACAAUACCAAAACCGAUGUCACAGGAGCUAUAUUCCCGUGGAUUGCCGCUAUUUUCAUUAAGAAUGACACCAGCGACCAGUUCGACUAUUACUGCGACGGUGCCUUGUUAUCACAAUCCAUUGUGAUCACAGCUGCCCGUUGCUUGGAAUACUACGGGAGCGAAGUGGUUGCCAAGAACUUGUUAGUUUUAUUGGGGAAGAGUUCCCUUCAAUCAAUGAGUGGAGCAGAAAGAGCCGUGAAGGUGAAUUCAGUUAUAGUACAUGAAAAAUUCAAGAAGGGAACAUCGGAAAAUGAUAUAGCAUUACUUUUAGUGGAGGGAGUCACUUUAAACGAUCGCAUACAAACUGCUUGCCUCGGUACUGAAGGGGGCUCUGAAGCUAUUACAACCGGGUGGGCGAUUUCAGGGGAACUAACUGUAAUUCCCUUUGACAUCGACCACAGCUCACAGUGCGAGAUUUUAAACGGAAAUAAUACUUUUUGUUCCGUAUAUGGAAAUGAAGUGUCUGUGUGUCCGAGCUAUGGUGGUGUGUAUGCAGCUAAGCAAGACAGCGGAUGGUAUCUUCGUGGUAUACGAAGCGGAGAUCCGAGUGAUCGGGGAUUAUGCUUUGAUAGAACCGUAUAUUAUACUGAUCUUCGGAACCAUGUUGAGUGGAUUAACGAUAUCUUAAACACUGGCUAGUAUUUUCGGAAUGAAUUCAAAUGCUUUUUUAACUUUAUUUUAUAAGUAACUUGGUUCUUUUUUGAAACAAUCUGAUCUAUAUUAUAAAGUUUUUAUUCAAGAGAGGAUAGCGAAUUUUUAAUAAACCAGAAAAGAACAAGUUGUUAAGACACUACAUUAUUCUUAGUUAUUACAAGUACC